AUGGGAUCAAUCGAUGGUGCCAACUUUGUGCUGACGGCCGAAGCCCUUAACAAGGCGCUGCCGGACAUGCACCCCUCAACAAGAGGUAUUCACGCCGAUGACUUUUUCACCCCGCACCGAGCCAUCGCUCCUGGCAUGCACACAGCGGUGAACUUCCGCUACGCACGAGAUGCAGAAGACCUAGUUCCAGAAGAAAACAACGACCCCAACAACCCCAAUGACUCCCACGUAUACUCCCGGUAUACCGCCCCUAACUCCAAGCGGCUGGAGGUACUGCUACGCAGCCUCAUGGGCGGCGAGGUGAUCACUUACUCAACCGGACUGUCGGCUUUCCAUGCAAUGGUGAUCCUCCUCAACCCCAAGAAGAUCUUCAUCGGAGACGGGUACCACGGGUGCCACGGUGUCUUGGAUAUUAUCCAGCGAUUGUCAGGGAUUCAGAAAUUGGAGUUGACAGACGUCGACCAAGCCGGUCCCGGCGAUAUUAUUCACGUCGAAACACCGCUCAACCCGACCGGCGAAGCUCGGAACCUGGCUUAUUAUCGUGAGAAAGCAACCGCGAGAGGAGCUUACUUGACAGUGGAUGCGACAUUUGCUCCUCCUCCGCUUCAGAAUCCCUUAGAUCUUGGUGCGGACAUAGUCAUGCAUAGUGGAACCAAGUAUGUGGGUGGUCACUCCGAUAUGUUGUGUGGGCUUCUGGUCUUGGCCUCUGCGCGGGUGGAAGAGGGAUGGUUGAAAACGCUGCACAAGGACCGCCAGUAUAUCGGUAGUGUCAUGGGGAGCUUUGAGGGCUGGUUGGGUAUUCGAUCUGCGCGCACUAUGCAGCUCCGGGUAAUGAGACAGGCGGAAACGGCCACGAAACUGGCUGCAUGGUUACAAGCGGAGAUUGGAAAUGCAAAGUCACCGGUCUCAAAGGUUGUGAGUCGGGUUCAACACGCGUCACUUCAGAAAGAGGACUUGGAGGAUGGCUGGCUUCGAAAGCAAAUGCCUGGUGGCUUUGGGCCGGUGUUCUCUAUUUGGACUCAUAAUCCGGAACAUGCGCGUCGGCUGCCAACCCGGAUGUUUGUGUUUCAGCAUGCGACCAGUCUUGGAGGGGUGGAAAGUUUGAUGGAGUGGCGGACUAUGAGUGAUGCUGGGUGUGACAAGCGUUUGUUGCGGGUCAGCUGUGGCAUUGAGGAAUUUGAAGAUUUAAAGGCCGAUAUUUUGCAGGGAAUGGAGUCGCUGCUGCGGGAUUUCCCUAACUAG
Molecule: messenger RNA, 1242 nt
Organism: Penicillium verhagenii
Lineage: Eukaryota; Fungi; Ascomycota; Eurotiomycetes; Eurotiales; Aspergillaceae
Product: cystathionine beta-lyase
Exons: 2
Coding region: 1-1242 (413 amino acids)
Biological process (GO): transsulfuration
Cellular component (GO): cytoplasm
Molecular function (GO): carbon-sulfur lyase activity; pyridoxal phosphate binding
Source: RefSeq, a predicted model, not a curated record